Molecule: messenger RNA, 2440 nt
Organism: Plutella xylostella (diamondback moth)
Lineage: Eukaryota; Metazoa; Arthropoda; Insecta; Lepidoptera; Plutellidae
Gene: okr
Product: DNA repair and recombination protein RAD54-like okr
Biological process (GO): reciprocal meiotic recombination; double-strand break repair via synthesis-dependent strand annealing
Cellular component (GO): nucleus
Molecular function (GO): DNA translocase activity; ATP binding
Source: RefSeq, a predicted model, not a curated record
GUUUCUUUGUUUAUGUUUUGAUGUCUGAGGUUUUUCUCCCUCAUGGAACUCAUUUGAACAUUUAUUUUUUGUUUUUCAAUGUUUCUCAAAUCAUUCUAAUCAAGUGAAAUGUUUUAAUAUUUAAUUAAUAAUGAGACGAAGCCUAGCCCCUAGCCAGGUCGGCUCUAGCGACAAUGUUUUCAAGAGUCCGCUGCUCCAGAAGUCGCAACGAAAGAAGCGGGAAUGCACAAAAAUACAAUUAUCUCAAAAGAUUACCGCUUCGCAAUCGAUGUCUACAUCCGAGCACGAGGCUUUGAUACGGCAGAUACUGAACAAGCCCUUUAAAGUGCCGAUUCCGAACUAUGUGUCGUCUUAUUGCGGUAAGAGCUUGGGUCUGAAGCGGACACAGGUGCGGCGCGCGCUGCACGACCCCGACGAGCCCAAUGCCCUCGUGCUGUACCGCCCACCACACCUCCCCGAGCACGAGAGGAUGAAGAUGAACCCCAACGACAUCAAUGUAGCCGUCGUCGUGGACCCCGUGCUGGGCAACAUACUGCGGCCCCAUCAGAGAGAGGGCGUCAAGUUCAUGUACGACUGCGUCACGGGGAAACAGAUCGAAAACGCAUUCGGUUGCAUUAUGGCCGAUGAAAUGGGGCUUGGAAAGACCCUGCAAUGUAUUACUCUACUGUGGACUCUACUGCGUCAAGGACCACAGUGUAAACCUACCAUUUGCAAAGCUAUCAUAGUGUGCCCAAGCAGUUUGGUCAAGAACUGGUACAAUGAGAUAGGCAAGUGGCUGGGCUCCAGGAUCAAUGCUCUGCCAAUGGACGGAGGAUCCAAAGCAGAGAUCACACUGAAACUGCAGCAGUUCAUGAACACAUACUCUGCCACGAGGGUGGCAACACCAGUCCUCAUCAUCUCAUAUGAAACAUUCAGGAUAUACUCCAACAUCCUGCAUUCAUCAGAAGUGGGCCUGGUGCUCUGCGAUGAAGGACACAGACUCAAGAACAGCGAGAACCAAACUUAUCAAGCACUGAUGGGAUUGAAGGCCAAGAGGAGGAUACUCAUCUCUGGCACCCCAAUACAGAAUGACCUGACUGAAUACUUCAGCUUGGUCUCCUUUGUCAAUGAAGGCAUACUGGGGACUGCACAUGAGUUUAAGAGAAAGUAUGAGAAUCCCAUACUGAAGGGACAGGAUGCCCUCGCCAGUGACUCAGAGAGGGAGAAAGCCCAGGAGUGUCUCCAGACCCUCACAUCUAUUGUGAACAAGUGCAUGAUCAGGAGGACCAGUGGUCUACUCACCAAGUACCUGCCAGUCAAGUUUGAGCAAGUCAUUUGCGUCAAAAUGACUCCCCUUCAGACACAGCUGUACAAGAAUUUCAUAAACUCUGAUUCAAUCAGGAAUAAAUUCUCCGGAAAUGCAGAGAAAUCUGGCAACACCCUGAGUGCCCUGUCCAGUAUCACCACUCUGAAGAAACUCUGCAACCACCCAGACCUCGUCUAUGACAAAAUUGUGGAGAGGUCUGAGGGCUUUGAAAAGGCAUUGGAUCUGUUGCCCAGUCACUAUGACAUCAAGGAUGUGAAGCCAGAGUUUUCAGGAAAACUGAUGAUCUUAGACUGCAUCUUGGCCAACUUGAAAACCAACACUGAUGACAAAAUAGUCUUAGUAUCUAACUACACACAAACAUUGGAUCUGUUUGAGAAGCUGUGCAGAAAGCGGUGCUAUCAGUAUGUGAGGCUAGAUGGGUCCAUGACUAUCAAGAAACGAGCCAAGGUUGUUGAGAGCUUCAAUGAUAAAGACUCUAAAGAGUGGAUCUUCAUGCUCAGCUCAAAGGCAGGUGGUUGUGGACUGAACCUUAUUGGAGCCAACCGGCUCAUCAUGUUCGACCCGGACUGGAACCCGGCUAAUGACGACCAGGCCAUGGCGCGAGUCUGGCGAGACGGCCAGAAGAAACCCUGCUACAUCUACAGGCUCCUAGCAACAGGAACCAUUGAGGAGAAAAUAUUCCAACGCCAAGCUCACAAGAAAGCUCUCAGCGACACUGUUGUAGACCAAAAUGAAGAAUCCUUAAGGCAUUUCACUUCAGACGACCUGAAGGACUUGUUUAGGCUUGAAGAGAACACACUAUCAGACACUCACAGCAAGUUCAAGUGUAAAAGAUGCGUGAACAACAUACAAGUGACAAUUCCGCCGGAGAAUUCUGACUGCACAUCGGACUUAUCCAACUGGUAUCACUGUGCAGACAAGAAGACUCUAGCUGACAUGGUGCUGAAGCAAUGCUGGGAUCUAGCUAAGACCAUCUCGUUUGUGUUCCACCACAGAUCAGCCAAGGUCGAAGCCAAGGAAACUGAUAAAGAGGAAGAAAAAGAGAAUGUACAGGUUGUAAAGAGAAGGAAGGUGGAAGUAGAUGAAGAUUAUUCGGAGCCCGAUGACAGCAAUGAUGAGGAUUAUGAAUAGAAU